Lepisosteus oculatus (spotted gar) is the source of this 1559-nucleotide messenger RNA. It is a transcript of the gene h1-0, whose product is annotated as H1.0 linker histone. Gene Ontology annotation, molecular function: double-stranded DNA binding; structural constituent of chromatin; nucleosomal DNA binding. Gene Ontology annotation, biological process: chromosome condensation; nucleosome assembly; negative regulation of DNA recombination. Gene Ontology annotation, cellular component: nucleus; nucleosome. NCBI's taxonomy places the organism in Eukaryota, Metazoa, Chordata, Actinopteri, Semionotiformes, Lepisosteidae. The record is from RefSeq and is a predicted model, not a curated record.
CAGCUGGGAGAAUGAGACACAUCCGCACGCUAUAGACUGGGAGACGCUUGGUGUCCCAUUCCAGCCACUACUACAACAACUCCUCCGGAAACAGAAACCACCUGAAUCGUCUUGCUACGCGAAAUUAGUACAAUUCGACGCGCCCAGGGGGGGAGAAAAAGCGGCGGAACUUGCCCGGCCAGACGAGACGCACUGCUCCGCGCUCCGAAAAAAGGACACUUUCCCCAUCUCAUAAGAAAAAGAGGGGACAGUUCGUGACAAGUCCCGUUGUGGGGUGUUUUUUUUUUGUGUCAAACGCCUGGCCCAAACCGUCGCUCUUGGGAGUGGAGGAAGAAAAAAAAAAAACACCUCCCUUGAAGACUUUUUUUUUUUUUUGAGUCGUCUCUGGAGAGUGAUCUGAAAGACUCCGGUCAUGGCAGAGACAGCUGCAGCGGCGCCAGCGCAGAAGGCGAAGAAGGCGAAGGGGCCCAAGAAGGCGUCCACGCACCCCAAGUACUCGGACAUGAUCGAGGCGGCGGUCCACGCCGAGAAGAGCCGCGGCGGCGCUUCCAGGCAGUCCAUCCAGAAGUACAUCAAGAGCCACUACAAGGUCGGGGACAACGCGGACUCCCAGAUCAAGCUGUCCCUCAAGAGACUGGUGGCCACCGGCGUCCUGAGACACACCAAGGGAGUCGGGGCGUCGGGCUCCUUCAAGCUGGCCAAGGCGGACGAGUCCAAGAAGGCGCCCAAGCCCGCCGAGAAGCCCAAGAAGAAGGCGACCAAGGCGGCCAAGCCCAAGAAGGUGGCCAAGCCCAAGAAAGUGACCAAGUCGCCGGUCAAGGCCAAGAAGCCCAAGGCGGUGGAGAAGAAAGCCAAGAAGGCGCCGGAAAAGAAGAAGCCGGCUCCCAAACCCAAGAAGCAGGAGAAGGCGAAGAAACCGAAAGUUUCCAAACCGGCCAAAGCCAGCAGACCCAAGAAAAUGAAGACGGCGAAACCUAAGGCUAAGUCGGCCCCCAAGAAAGCUGCGAGGAAGAAGUAAAAAGACUCGCUAAACACAGCAGCUGCCUGUAAAUAGACUCGAUUUUUAACAAAAUCUUUUUAUAUAUAGUAAAUAUAUCGUUUUCUGCGGACUUUAUCCGACCCCUUUUCUAGAGUAUUCUUCGUGUUGCGCUAUAGAGACAUUGAUGGUGUUAGUGGCGUCCGGAGCGUUAACAGUGUUGCUGUGACUCCUCGCUUGAUUGUGCUGUUCUUCACUGUUCCUUAAAGAAAGUACUUUUAACAGCUUGCUGGCGUCCUCUGUUGGCGACACGAAUCUGGAGCUGCGAUUAAGACUGGGGAGGGGUGUUUUAUAGCUUUCCGUGCUGCAAGUUUUGUUUGGAAAUGUCCUCAUCUCGGAUGAGAGCAGCGCUUCGCGUUGUUGAACUGCGAGUCUGAACUUUUCGUUUUUUACAGUUCCGAUCCCAAGUUACCGUUUACCUUUUAACUCCCAUUUUGUAAAAUACGCUCACAAAGCAGUUAUUGUAAAAACAAAACGACUUUAUAUUGUAAGAUGCCAAUAAAAAGGACUUUUCUGAUAUCAA